Echinococcus granulosus is the source of this 507-nucleotide messenger RNA. RefSeq lists its product as hypothetical. The record is from RefSeq and is a predicted model, not a curated record. The transcript is spliced from 4 exons. NCBI's taxonomy places the organism in Eukaryota, Metazoa, Platyhelminthes, Cestoda, Cyclophyllidea, Taeniidae. Bases 1 to 507 code for a protein of 168 amino acids.
AUGUUACUAGGAUGUAGUUGUAGAGGUUUCUUUGUGAGAAUUGAUCGUAUGAAUAAUGAGGAGGCGGCAGGUUGGAUUGAUGGAGUUGUGGGCGCACCCAACACUAGAAUAUGUUUUUCUGAAGAAUUUGUCCCAAUAAGACAAAAAGGAGCUCAAAAUUUAUUCAAAAUGCAACUUAACCGCAUUGAAUUGAGGCCGAUGGAAGAUAUUUGCAAUGCUGUCAGUAGUCAAGCCGCAAGAAAUGCCUUCUUUUGGAGUGAAUUGCCAUUUCUUUCCAUUCAUUGUGACUUUGAGGACGCUUAUUUUAUAUUUAUCCAUGUUUUAAUGACUUCACGCUUUAUGUAUGGUGUUUUUUGUGAUUCUUAUUUGAAUAUCAGUUCAUGCUCCUAUCUUCUGUCUGUCAAUCGCAAGCAAGUUUACAUUCACACUUUUUCACUCAUGAAAAUCUUUAGAGAUGGAGUUUAUGAAACAGUAAAUUCUGCGAUUAAAAAGGCUACAAAACAGUAG